AUUAGCAAAUCCUUUAAAAAUGAUUUUUGCCAUAACUCUGAUAAAAUAGAGACAUAAUAUCAACAUUCAUACAUAUAUACAGUACCUCUCUUACCAAAAACACACUUUGAACCCUUACAUGUUUAUUACAAUAAAAUAGCGCGGCAAUACUGCCAUCAUUACGGUAAGGCACGAGAAGCCCCGCCUGCGCUGUGUAAUCCUCCAUGGACGCUGAGAAGCUCCUCUCCGCUCUCCAUCACCAUCUGCAGAGAAAUGCGAGCGGGGAGCGGUAACAAAAUGUCAACUCGGGCUGCUCUCCGUCACUCGCAGACAUGAACGGAGUCCCGUCUGCCUCUUCCACCCGCAACAAGUCGCUCUCACCAUGCGGAUCCACUGCAAAGUAGUUGUGAUCGCCGUAUGUCUCGGAGUUUUCCUACUUUUGUACUUUUUGGGGGGUAACGCCGCGGACGAUCCGCUGUUGAAAGAAGUUGUAGAGGAGGAGGAGGAGGAGGACAGCAACUCUUCCCCUUCGUCCUCUGAGCUCGGACGCGAUGUUGCAGCAAAGUUUGCGAGGAAACCACCAGCUGGACUCGGCGUGCGUGCUGAGGAGCCUCUCAAGGGACGGAAAGAGAGGAAAGCGAUCAAUAGAGGGGCCAGCGUGAAUGCAAAGAGUAAAUUGCGGAGUAAUGUGGGCCGACCUGUGACCAGGCGCACCAGGGCAGAGGAAGUCAUGCACCUGGCUGUGGUGGCCUGUGGGAAUCGUCUGGACGAGACUCUCACCCUGGUCAAAUCAGCCCUCCUGUUCAGCCUCAAGAAGAUCAAGUUUCACAUUUUUGCUGAGGACCCUUUGGCCCCGCAGUUUGAAGAACGGCUGAACCAGUGGCCUCGUCCAGUCUUAGCCAAGUUCCAGUACAGCAUCUACCCCAUCACGUUCUCUGUGGGGAAUGCUGACGAGUGGAAGAAGCUCUUCAAGCCCUGCGCUGCUCAGAGACUCUUCCUUCCUGUCAUCCUGAAGGAUGUGGACUCAUUGCUGUACGUGGACACUGAUGUGCUGUUCCUGCGGCCCAUGGAUGACAUCUGGAGUCUCCUCAAGUCCUUCAACAGCACCCAGCUGGCAGCAAUGGCCCCAGAGCACGAGGUCCCCAAGAUUGGCUGGUACAGCCGCUUUGCACGCCACCCUUUCUACGGGGUCACAGGGGUCAACUCUGGUGUCAUGCUGAUGAAUCUCACAAGGAUCCGUCACACAGUGUUCAAAAACAGUAUGAUACCCAGUGGUCUGUCGUGGGAGGAUCUACUACAUCCACUCUACCAGAAGUACAAGAACCACAUCACCUGGGGAGACCAGGACCUCCUCAACAUCAUCUUCCACUACAACCCAGAGUGUCUCUUCAUCUUUCCUUGCCAGUGGAACUACAGGCCUGAUCACUGCAUGUAUGGGAGUAACUGUAAAGGGGCCGAAGAGGAGGGUGUGUCCAUUCUCCACGGUAAUCGUGGAGUGUAUCAUGAUGACAAGCAGCCGGCCUUCAAAGUAGUCUAUGAUGCAAUACGUGAUUUUCCAUUCGAGGACAACAUGUUUCAGUCACUCUUCUACCCCAUCCAGACCAAGUUCCUGGACACAGUCAACACCCUGUGUGGUAGGAUUCCUCAAGUCUUCCUCAAGCAGAUAGAAAAAACCAUGAGGAAGGUGUUUGAGGACAAAGUGGUCCACCACAUCAAACCGCACAAGUAACCAGUGGAGAAACGGACUCCCUGUUUUAUCUGAGAAUACCGAGGACCAUCUCGCCGUGGAUUACGUGUCAUACCAGCAUCUCCCAGAUCGAACUGCAGUGUAUUCAACACAUGACACUUCCUAGAAUACGAACAUUAUGAUCCUCUUUUGGUGGUUGUGGUAAUAAUUCAAUGUAUACAGAGAAGCAUACAGUGCUGGUCAGUGAUGCUGUAGAAUAGGUUUUGCCUUAUUGCCAUCCUACAUUGUGCACAGCCUAGUUAUGUACGGUGAUGAAAUGAAUAAGAAUGUUACAGAGAAAAAAAGACUGCAUUAUUUUUAGUCAAGAGUUAUCAGCUCUUGAACUCAAGUAUAGGCUAAAAGCAACAUUUAAGGCAUAUUUCUGUCAACUGAGUGGUGCAUGAAAGUAUUUGCCUUCUUUAUUUUUUCUUCAUAAACAUGGUUUGAAUUAAUCUCUGCCUGUAGGGAGUUAAACAAGGUCAACUUUGGACUUUGGAAAGUUUUACUACUUGGAAGUAGUAGAUUCAUAAACCACUCCUGUAAAAUGAUGUGAAUGUUUUACCAGCAAAUAACUUGAAAUUUUAAGUCUGUGUGAAUGCGAAGAGUCUGGAGUAUUUGGUCUGUUCCGCAGUUGCCAAAUGCCACUGACAGUAUUAAAUAGGGAUUUUAUGUUACAUACCGAAUAUUAAAAUGCACUUUCAGAAUUAUAUUACAGCAGAGGACCGGGUGGUUGUUUGUAGACGACAUGUCCGCAUUAGAUGCUACACUAUCUGAAUGAAUCAAAACCAAAAGUGCUAGCGUUUAAAAGUACUACAGCUGAGUAUGUGCCAUAUAAAUAUUCAUGUCUGCCAUGUUUACUAUUUUAAGAAAAUGAAUGGUAUAGACGUGUGUUUGAGACGGUAUCUUUGUUUGUAAUAUGAUGUAUGGUCUGUGGAGAACACAUAGACGAUAUGUUUUUGCAACAUUACUUUUGAUGUGGUGUGAUGGUCUCUAUGUAUCAAUCAUUCAAACUGGAAACUGAAAAUGUCUGUACAGUCAAUAUGUGUUUCUAAAUAAAACAAUGCAAUGUA
Thunnus maccoyii (southern bluefin tuna) is the source of this 2775-nucleotide messenger RNA. RefSeq names its product glucoside xylosyltransferase 2 (gene gxylt2). NCBI's taxonomy places the organism in Eukaryota, Metazoa, Chordata, Actinopteri, Scombriformes, Scombridae. Gene Ontology annotation, molecular function: UDP-xylosyltransferase activity. Gene Ontology annotation, biological process: protein O-linked glycosylation via N-acetylgalactosamine. The record is from RefSeq and is a predicted model, not a curated record. The transcript has 7 exons. Bases 362 to 1708 code for a protein of 448 amino acids.